Messenger RNA from Paraglomus occultum, 1402 nucleotides. The record is from the annotation of a GenBank genome assembly. NCBI's taxonomy places the organism in Eukaryota, Fungi, Glomeromycota, Glomeromycetes, Paraglomerales, Paraglomeraceae.
GUAUGUUAGUUCUGCAAUGGAUAUACCACCUAAACUUGCUGGAGUAUCAAAUCUCACCAAGAGAUUGGAGACAUAUUUAAAAUCGUGUCUUGCCAAAGUCGAACUAAAAUCUGUCUUAGCAGUUCCUGGACUUGGUGGAAUACUGCUAUGUGGUGGACACGGAUCAGGAAAAACGGCCAUCGCAAAGACUGUGGCCUAUUCACUGGCACUUGAUUAUGAAACUUUAGCCCACUGUGUAACAGUGAAAUGCGCUGAUGCCACUGAAGAUCGUAUUUCUACUGUAAAGGAAAAACUGCAACAAUGUUUUGAUGAAGCCGCUUGGCGAGCUCCAAGCGUAAUUUUGUUUGAUGAUCUGGAUCGGUUAAUACCGGCAGAAGUCGAGCACAUGGACUCAUUCAGAUUUCGUCAACUGGCUGAAUGCUUCUACCAAAUUGCUUCCAGGAUGACAAAGCGUCAUAGAAUAGCUAUAUUUGCUACUGUUCAACAACAGACUUCGGUGCAUUCAUACUUGACCGUGAGCCACUUGUUCAGCGAGAUUGUGCACUUGCACCCGCCAACAAAGAUGGAACGAAAGGAGAUUAUGGAAACUAUAAUGUCAUCAGGUCCACCGAUGGCUAAGAACAGCAUUUCCAAAAUUGAUUUAUUGUCAGUUGCGGGUAGUACUGAUGGUUAUCUUGCUGCUGAUUUAAAAUCACUUGUUGAGAGGACAAUCCAUGAAGGCGUUGUAAGGCAGAUAAACGCAAGAUAUACUGGUGAGGGCGAGCCAUCGCUAGAUGAUGGUGAACUGACUGAGGAUGAUUUCAAGAAAGCUCAAGAUGGGUUUGUUCCCGUAUCCUUACGUGGAGUGAAGCUUCAAACAUCAAGUGUCAAUUGGUCUGAUAUCGGCGGAUUAAAGGAACCGAGAAGAAUUUUGUUGGAAACACUGGAAUGGCCGACAAAGUAUGCUUCCAUAUUUGAAAAUUGUCCACUUCGUCUGCGCUCUGGAUUACUUCUGUAUGGAUAUCCAGGAUGUGGAAAAACACUUUUGGCGUCUGCGGUUGCGAAGGAGUGUGGGUUAAAUUUCAUUAGUGUUAAGGGACCUGAAUUACUGAAUAAAUAUAUUGGUGCUAGCGAGAAAUCUGUCCGAGAUUUGUUUGAAAAAGCUCAAGCUGCUAAACCCUGCGUUUUGUUCUUUGACGAGUUUGAUUCAAUAGCACCAAAGAGAGGUCAUGAUAGCACAGGAGUAACUGACAGAGUAGUAAAUCAGAUGUUAACUCAAAUGGAUGGCGCUGAAGGCCUCGAUGGUGUAUAUGUGCUCGCUGCAACAAGUCGACCAGAUCUUAUUGAUCCUGCCUUAUUGCGUCCGGGUCGUCUUGACAAAUCACUGUUCUGUAAUAUGCCCACUCUUGAUGAGAGAAUAGAG